Messenger RNA from Periophthalmus magnuspinnatus, 2681 nucleotides. It is a transcript of the gene slc3a1, whose product is annotated as solute carrier family 3 member 1. Gene Ontology annotation, biological process: amino acid transport; carbohydrate metabolic process. The record is from RefSeq and is a predicted model, not a curated record. Bases 147 to 2012 code for a protein of 621 amino acids. The transcript is spliced from 10 exons. NCBI's taxonomy places the organism in Eukaryota, Metazoa, Chordata, Actinopteri, Gobiiformes, Gobiidae.
GCGGCAUAAACCCAGCGUUUGAAGAAGAAGAGAAUGAAAGAGGAGAUCCGUCUAUUCAGGUCACCAAGUUUGAUUCAGAAGAUGCGUGCAAUUCGAUAAAGCCGGAUGCGGAUGAGGUGUACAGCCAGCUCAAGCCGUACGCCGGGAUGCCCAAGGAGGUGCUGCUGCUGUUCUCCUCGCAGGCCCGGUACAAGGUCCUCAGGGAGGUCCUCUUCUGGCUGACCGUGGCCUGCACCUUGGUUCUCAUCGCUCUGACCAUCACCGUCAUCGCCCUGUCUCCUCGUUGUCUCAGCUGGUGGCAGAUGUCCCCCGUCUACCAGAUCUACCCUCGCUCUUUCAAGGACUCGGACGGGGACGGCGUUGGGGAUCUCAAAGGUAUUCUCCAGCAGUUGGACCACUUCCAGUACCUGAACAUAAAAUCCAUCUGGGUCAGUCCCUUCUAUCGUUCUCCAAUGAAGGAUUUUGGGUACGACGUGGAGGACUUCCGUGAUAUUGACCCUCUGUUUGGAACCAUGCAGGACUUUGAGGAGCUGCUGACUGAGAUGCAUAAGAGAGAUCUGAAACUCAUCAUGGACUUUAUUCCCAACCACACGAGUGACAAGCAUCGCUGGUUCAACCUCAGCCGAUCAGGUGACCCUCAUUACAGAGAUUACUACGUCUGGACUGACUGCAAUGCAUCAAAUCCAAAACCAAAUAACUGGGUGAGCAUAUUUGGAAACUCUUCAUGGAGCUACGAUGAAGUUCGGAAACAGUGCUACUAUCACCAGUUUCUGAAGGAGCAGCCGGAUCUAAACUUCCGAAACCCAGACGUUCGAAAAGAAAUCAGUGACCUGAUUCACUUCUGGCUGAAGAAGGGAGUGGACGGCUUCAGGAUGGACGCCGUGAAGCACAUUUUUGAAGCGGAGCAUUUGAGAGACGAGCAGCAAGUGGAUCCAAACAAACCUCCAGAGGAAAUAACGACCGAGUGGGAUCUGUACCACGACUUCACCACGACGCAGAUCGGCCUCCACGACCUGCUGCGAGAGUGGAGGGCGGAGAUGGACGUCUACAGCCGAGAGCCUGGACGAUACCGGUUCUUGGUAACUGAGUCGUACGAUUACCAUGAAAUCGAGAAGACCAUGAUGUACUACAGCACGCCGCUGGUUAAAGAGGGCGACUUUCCCUUUAAUUUUUACCUGCUGGACCUGCCCCAGAACACCAGUGGCUUCUGGGUAAAACAUCUGGUCGACCUGUGGAUGUCCAACAUGCCAAAAGGACAAUGGCCGAACUGGGUGGUUGGAAAUCACGACAGAGCUCGCAUCGGAACCAGCGUCGUACCUUACGUCCGCGCUAUCAACAUGAUGCUGCUCACGUUACCGGGGACGGCCACGACAUACUACGGCGAAGAGAUCGGGAUGCAGAACAUCAACAUCACACAGGACCAGGUGCAGGACCCCGCCGGCAGGUACAACGUGAGCCUCAGUCGAGAUCCACAGAGGUCCCCGAUGCAGUGGAGCGACGGCGUAAACGCAGGGUUCAGUCUCCAGAGCAACGCCACAUGGCUCCCAGUGCAUCCAGACUAUAAAACUGUUAACGUGGAGGUCCAGAAGAAAGACGAGAGCUCUGUCCUGGCUCAGUAUCGUUCCUUAAACUCUCUGCGUGAGUCCGAGCUUCCUCUUCAUCGGGGCUGGUUCUGUUACGUUCACACCGACGCCAGCGUUUUCUCUUAUCUCCGAGAGCUGGACGGACUCAACAGAGCCUUUUUAAUCGUCCUCAACUUCGGAAAAGAAGCGGCCGUCACAGAUCUGUCCGCCGUAAACGAGCUACCGAGUCAGCUCAGCGUUUUGAUGAGCACGGUGCACGAGAACACGGGGAAAAGCGUGUCCAAAUCCCAGAUCAGAACUGAAGCCGGAGAGGGGCUCCUGAUCCGGUUCAACAACAACAAGAAGUUUAACCAGAACCACCAGGAGCAGUGCUAUAUCUCUGAAAAAGCCUGUUAUCUCGGGGCCAUGGACAUACUUUAUAAAUGCUAAGAAUAUGAGAAAUAAAUGUACACUAUCCAAGUUUAACAAAACACAAAGUACUGUAUUUAAGUAUAAAUUUGAGGUAUCUGUACUUUACCUAAGUACAUUUUAACCCUCUGGUGCACAGCGGUCACUGCAGUGGACAGAUACUAAAACAUAACUUCUUUAAUGCAUUGGUUUAUGUGGUGGAGCUGCACAUCAGAAUCUAGAGUGCUCUCUGCUGCCACACUCCAUUGAGGUCAAUUCAGUGGUCAGUCGGUGUAACUGCAAGUAAAUUUCCUUGGUUUUUGGUUGGUUUUCUUAUUCAGGGCUAAACAUUGCACCUAUACAGUGUUGAAAUUUCCCAAAAAUUGUUAAAAUAAAUAAAUCAAAGCAUAAAAAGAAACGUAUGUCCGUGUAUUUACAAUAAAACACAAGUUAAUUCAUUUUUACAGGCAGUUCACAAUGUUGUUUCACGUCCUGAGAAGAAUAAAAACACUUCAGAAAAAAAUCUUGACCAAGGCUUUUCAUAAUUCAUGCAUCAGAGGGUUAAACUGGAUAUUUUUACUUCUACUUCACUACAUUUGAAAACAAGACUGAAAAGCAAAAGUAUUUUUUAUAAAAGGCUGAAGGUCUGUUUUUACACGUUCAUGAUAUAAUCUGAGCAAAACAAAAAUAUACAAAUAAAAACAGAUAGAA